AUGGGGGAGGAAAAUUUGGACGAUGGUAUGUUGAGUGAAGAGAAUUUGGAUGGCGAUAUGUUAAGUGAAGAGAAUUCUGAUGAUGAUAUGUUGAGUGAAGAAAAUUUGAAUGAUGGUAUGUUGAGUGAAGAAAAUUUGGAUAAUGAUAUGUUGAAUAAAGAAAAUUUAGACAAUGAUAUAUUAAGUGAAGAAAAUUUGGAUGAUGAUAUAUUGAAUGAAGAAAAUUUGAACAAUGAUAUGUUGAAUGAAAAAAAUUUGGAUGAUGAUAUAUUAAGUGAAGAAAAUUUGGACAAUAAUAUAUUGAGUGAAGAGAGUUCUGAUGAAAGUUUUGGUAUUGAUAUAUUAAAUAAAGUUGAUGAUAUAUCGAAAAAAAGUGAUAGUGUAUUUGACGAAGACAGUUCUAAUGAAGAAAUUGUCGAUAAAUCAUUAAAUACUGAAAAAAUGCUAUCUAUUAAUGGAGAAUUUGUACUAUACUUCAAAAAUAUUACCGAAGCAUUAAUGUUUUGUUAG
Molecule: messenger RNA, 510 nt
Organism: Racocetra fulgida
Lineage: Eukaryota; Fungi; Glomeromycota; Glomeromycetes; Diversisporales; Gigasporaceae
Source: the annotation of a GenBank genome assembly